Molecule: messenger RNA, 932 nt
Organism: Ilex paraguariensis (yerba mate)
Lineage: Eukaryota; Viridiplantae; Streptophyta; Magnoliopsida; Aquifoliales; Aquifoliaceae
Source: the annotation of a GenBank genome assembly
CGAAAACAUACUAAGCUUAGCUAUCUCUCUCCUCUCUUCUUCUCCUUCUUCAUUUCCUUCUUGGUUGGUCAGUCCCCAUCAACCUAAUAUGCUCAGUAGUAGUAGCCCUGAUCUUCCCCGGAACCGGAAGUCCCUGCAAAUCAAGCAAGAUGACAAGUUCUUCUCUAGGCUUGUGUCUAAGGACAGUUCCAUGGCCAACCCUUCUUUCAGAGUCUACUAUGGAGGUGUCUCCGGGGCAGUCCCAUUCGUGUGGGAGUCUCAGCCUGGUACCCCAAAACAUACAUUUUGUGACACCUCUCUCCCUCCCCUCACACCACCUCCAUCCUACUAUUUCAACAAUGGAAACAAGAAAACAGUAGACAAGGACUCGAGAUCUAAAAUUUUUCACAAUUUAUUCCGAAGGAUCAAUCUGAAGAAAGCCCAUGUGCCACAAUCACUAUCUUCAUCAUCAUCUUUAUCAUCUUCAUCGAGGUCAUCAUCACAUUCAUCGAUGUCAGUUCCAAGCACACAUUCCAGCUUCCUUAGACGGAGGCGAUAUUCGACUCCCAGCUCAUCAUCAUUUGAUGGUAUGAUAUGUGAUGAAGCGUUGGCGGGAUCGGAUAGUUCAUGGUUGUGUUUUGGCAUUGGUAAGGACAGGAAUGGUGGGCUUCGAGGACGCUAUUCGGUUGUGAUCAUGAAGAAAGCCUUGCUGUCGAUGGUCGGCCGUGGAUCUGGAUACGCUACAGCUUAGCAAUUCUCCAUAUAAUCUUGUUUAUCUUUUCUUUAGCUUGAUGUUGGAGCUUGUUGCCCUCUGAUGGAGGGUUUUCCUAGUUAUCUUGUAUGGUAGUAACUUCAACUACCACAACUAGCAAUUGAAAUGUAUGGUAAUGGUUGGUGUUGGUCCCAAAAAGAGUAAUAAGCAAGUUCAAUUUCAGUAUGAAUGUAAAUCGUGU